UCUCCUGUGCCAUUUCAUUAGUAUAUCCUCAACUGCCCUGCCUUUAUCUGCUCGCUUACCUGCCUGACCCUCACCUGCCCUGCUCCCUCGAAGUCUCACUUCCCUCCCAGAUGCCCGCUGUCUCUCCAGGGGGCGGGGGUUGGCCUCGCCGACAGAAGGGAAAAGAACUUCAGUCCAACCCGGAAGGACCCAGGAGUUUUGAUGCAGAAAGGGCGGUGCCAUCAGAAGGUGGCAAUAAAGAGCCGAGAUAGGAGACGGACAGCGGAACCAAAGAGACGAGGAGACAGAAUGGGCGGGCGAUAUGGAAAGCGAGAUCAAAGGGCGGGUUUAGUAACGGGAGUGGGCUAAAGAGGCUCUGAAGACGGCGGGAGACUGAGCCGGCUGCGUGCCCUGUCUCCGGAUCCUGACGGAAUUUGGAAAUCCUGAGGCCGCUCUUAAAGUAGCGUUCAGGAGCGAACGAGGAGAGCCACUGCUCUGGGCAGCUUCUCGCUCGCCCCAUCCCCACCCCCCGGGGUCCCGGAAGCGGAAGUAACGGACACGGAAGUGGCCUACUGUUGCCGAGGGGACGGGCCAGGCAGAUGCCAACAUGGCAGCGGUGGGGUCCGGCGGUUCCCCCGCGUCGGCCGGGCCAGGGGCGGUCUCCGCAGGGGCGUUGGAGCCUGGGACCGCGACUGCGGGUAACGUGAAGCACCUGGUUCUUUUCCUCCACGAGGCUGUCCUGGUGCAGUAUGUGGACACACUCAAGCUCGCAGUGCCCUCUCUCAUCUACACCUUGCAGAAUAACCUCCAGUAUGUUGCCAUCUCCAACCUGCCAGCUGCCACUUUCCAGGUGACGUACCAGCUGAAGAUCCUGACCACGGCACUGUUCUCCGUGCUUAUGCUGAACCGCAGCCUUUCCCGGCUGCAGUGGGCCUCCCUGCUGCUCCUCUUCACCGGAGUCGCCAUCGUCCAGGCACAGCAAGCCGGCGGUGGGGGCCCGCGGCCACUGGAUCAGAACCCUGGGGCGGGCCUAGCAGCUGUCGUGGCGUCCUGUCUGUCCUCGGGCUUUGCAGGUGUCUACUUCGAGAAGAUCCUCAAGGGCAGCUCAGGCUCCGUGUGGCUGCGCAACCUGCAGCUGGGCCUCUUCGGCACAGCCCUGGGCCUGGUGGGGCUCUGGUGGGCCGAGGGCACUGCUGUAGCCCACCGCGGCUUCUUUUUCGGGUACACGCCUGCUGUCUGGGGCGUGGUGCUCAACCAGGCCUUCGGCGGGCUACUGGUGGCUGUUGUCGUCAAGUAUGCCGACAAUAUCCUCAAGGGCUUUGCCACCUCCUUGUCCAUUGUGCUGUCCACUGUUGCCUCCAUCCGCCUCUUUGGCUUCCACGUGGACCCUUUGUUUGCCCUUGGCGCAGGGCUGGUCAUCGGUGCCGUCUACCUCUACAGCCUGCCCCGAGGUACAGCCAAAGCCAUAGCUUCCGCCUCUGCCUCCACCUCUGGGCCCUGCACUCGUCAGCAGCCUCCGGGGCAGCCGCCGCCAUCGCAGCUGUCUUCCCACCGUGGAGACGUCAGCACGGAGCCCUUUCUGCCAAAGUCAGUGCUGGUGAAGUGAGGGCUGGCGGUGGCGGUGGGGGGAGACAGGGAGGGACACUGGUUGGAGGGUGUUGGGCAUCUGCAGGACCCAAGUUGCCACCGGGGCCUGGCUCCCCUGGGGUUGGGUCUUUUCUUCCAGGUUGUCGAGACUUCCGGAAGCUUGUGGGACUAGGGCAGGGCAUCACGUGAACCCUUCCUUGUAGCCACGGGUUUUUAGAGCUGCCUCCUCUGUCUCAGUCUAACCCCUUCGGGGACCAGGUUGGGGGUGUUGUCAUUCAAGGCUUUUUUUGUCUGCCUCCCUCAGCCAGAGGCGUCCUGUCUCUCAUGCCUGGGAGAGUCCCUCCCAGCAAUCCCUCCACCUUUGUAGGGACAAAUUGGACAAAAAUCCUACAGCUCUUUAGUAGUGACUGAUGCCUACGUGUGGGUUUCCGAUUCUGAUAGCUUGAGGCCUUCUCUCCUCCCUGACAACCACACUGGAUCGUAUUAGUAGCUCUUUUUGUGGCCUUGGGGCAGCUUCCCUAACACAGGGACUUGAAAAUGGGCCUCUUGUGAGCACCCAGGGAGAGAGGAAGGGGGGCGACAGCUGAGAUUUUUGCAUCAGCCCAUUCAGGGGGAGGGUGCAGUAGGGGCCAUUUGUUUGUGAUUUGGGGGUUUCUGGUGUAAUCAGAUGAAUGAUCCAGGGUGUGGGAAAAAUGGAGAAGGGAGGUCCUUGAAGUGGCCUAAUCUCAUGGAAUCUAAGACACCGUCAGUUGCUGGAUGCAGGGUUAUUUUCUAAGAUAUCCUGAGAGGAAAAAUAAAGCUGCCAGCCACACUCGUGAUACCCAACUGGCUGUACGAGGCACCCUUACUUCAUGGGGAGGGGUGUCUUUAAAUUGCGGAAAUGUGGAACCUGCCCCCUGCACUCCCCAAAGACCCCUUAACUGUCUCCCAGGGUGUAUAUGGGGUGUGUGUGUGUGUGUGUGUGUGUGUGUGUGUGAUGCCUGGGCUGUCUUUGCUAUAUGUACAUAGGGCCGUUGGAUCUUUAUUUUUGAUUAAUUUGUUCUGAUUUUUUGGUUUGUUUUUAAGGAACUGUAAUGAACAAAUGUCAGGAUACCCAAUGCCAAAUAAAGAUAUUGUAUUUA
This is a messenger RNA of Balaenoptera musculus (blue whale), 2687 nucleotides long. It is a transcript of the gene SLC35A2, whose product is annotated as solute carrier family 35 member A2. Gene Ontology annotation, cellular component: Golgi membrane. The transcript has 3 exons. Gene Ontology annotation, biological process: pyrimidine nucleotide-sugar transmembrane transport. The record is from RefSeq and is a predicted model, not a curated record. Bases 587 to 1585 code for a protein of 332 amino acids. Gene Ontology annotation, molecular function: UDP-galactose transmembrane transporter activity. NCBI's taxonomy places the organism in Eukaryota, Metazoa, Chordata, Mammalia, Artiodactyla, Balaenopteridae.